UUCAGGUGUCUAUCGAGGAUGUGUCUAUGUUGUUUAACCUUAUAAAAUAAAUGAAAGUGUAAAAUGUAUAUUUACGAGUUACCUUUUGAUAUAAAUAAAGAGUUGUGCAGAUUAUUAGACAACGAUGACGACUGGAAGGAACUCUCUGGAGUUUAUAUGAAGUAUACUGCGUUUGAUAUCAAUGAAAUAGAACAAACAGCAAAACGGCAAGCUACAUCACCAACAAACCAGCUAUUCACAAAAUGGGGCCAACAGAACCACAGAGUGGAGGAACUUUUCAUACUACUAUACAGAAUGAAACAUAUACCAGCUUUAAGGUGCUUAGUUCCUGUGGUGGAUAGUCGCUUUCACAAGUUAUUACAGAAACAUGACAGUAGGAGUAUAAAGGAUAGAAGUAAUUUAAUUGAAAAUGCAAAUAAACAGAGCACACAAAAAAUGGACGGUAGCGAAUCUUCAUUGCCUCUUCCUGUUAUGCUUAUAGAGAAGGGUGCCCAUUUCCCUACUCCAAGUCGCAUUGUAGAAGUUCAUACAAAUACAGACGAUUCAAAUACAGAUUCCACAAAGAAUAGUUCAACAGCACAAAGUGGAAAGGGUGAUGUUUUAGAUGACGAGUUCCUUAAGAGUGUAUCAGCCAUACCAAUGUUGAGGUAUGAGGAUCUGCGGGAAGCGACGAAUAAUUGGAAUGAUAGUAAUUUGCUUGGCAGAGGUGGUUUUGGACAGGUUUUUAAAGGAGAGUGGAAACUCUUACCCGUAGCUGUUAAACGGUUAAGAGAUAAUGAUGACAAAAACAAAGAAUUAAUUCGUGAAAUGUGCCUCAAUCAGUACAGACAUGACAAUAUACUGCCAUUGUAUGGAUAUAGUUUAGGAGGUCCAGAAGCAUGUUUAGUAUAUCAAUUAAUGGCGGGAGGGUCUUUAGAGCAAAGACUUAGAUGUAAAUCUCAUCACCCGCCGUUGUCUUGGGGGCAGCGGUAUAGAAUAGUGCAUGGUGUUGCCAGAGGACUCCAAUACCUCCACACAAUGGCGGGAACACCAUUAAUACACGGAGAUAUAAAACCGGCUAAUAUUCUAUUGGACCAAUGUACGAUGCCCAAAAUUGGUGACUUUGGUCUCGCUAGAAAGGGUCCAUAUGGUGAAGACAGAACGCAUAUGAAGGUUUCUAGAGUGCACGGAACCCGUCCAUACUUGCCCGACGAGUACCUCCGAUCGCGCUGUCUCUCUCCCGCAGUAGAUGUGUUUAGUUACGGUGUUGUUAUGUUGGAAGUUGCAACAGCACUACCAGCUAUAGAAAGGGCGAGAAACAUCAUGUUGCUGAGCGAUUAUAUGCAGCAACAAGCAAGGGAGGGGGUGGAUUUUGCUACCCUCGAAGAUCCAAUACUAAAGAACACGCCAAACGCAAAUCCACGAAUGUGUCGAGAUUUCAUAGCAAUCGGCUUACAUUGCACAAAGUAUCUGCGACAAGAGAGACCCACUAUGCUUGAAGUGUACAAACGUUUGGACGCUAUGGAGUUCCCGGGGAAACAUUAUGCGUGAAACUAGCUUUUACAUGCGGUUUUACUCGAUAAAUUGAGUGGAUAUCACUUUGUUGCAAAGAAAAAGAAACUGAAAAAUAAUUGUCGUCUUCCAUCAUCGUGAGUGAAGGAAAGAAUAAUGAACACAAAAUUAUUACAUUUUUUGUGAUAAACAGCAUUGGCGUUUAUUAAUAACAAAAAAAAUACUAUCACGCAAAAAAUUGUCCGAAACAUAACUCUGCCCAUGCGUUUUUGGGCAGAGUUUAUAUACAAUAGACUUUGAACCUGACUGCCAUAUAAUAAGAUAUUAAUUUCAAUGAAUGUUUUAUCUAAUAAAAAAUGUUUUAUUAUUAAUAAAAUUAUGAAGACUAAUGGAAAUAAAACAUUAAUAAUUUAUAUUAGUACAGGAAUAUUGUUAUUUCUAAAAGAUUCUCUUGCCAUUGUUGUUGUUUUAUGAAUUUUUACUUUAUGAGAUAAAUUUCUAAACAAUUU
Molecule: messenger RNA, 2000 nt
Organism: Colias croceus (clouded yellow)
Lineage: Eukaryota; Metazoa; Arthropoda; Insecta; Lepidoptera; Pieridae
Gene: pll
Product: serine/threonine-protein kinase pelle
Exons: 11
Coding region: 64-1530 (488 amino acids)
Biological process (GO): protein phosphorylation; signal transduction
Molecular function (GO): protein kinase activity; ATP binding; protein binding
Source: RefSeq, a predicted model, not a curated record